AUACCCUUCCUUUUUCAUCAUCACAACUACUCCAUAUAAUUAAUAUCAAAACUCUUGUAACAGAAAACAAAAAUGAAAAUGGAGAGGAGAAGCAGGUAUAGUACUGCCUUCUUCUUGUGGACUACAAUGGCUGCUGCUUUGCUCUCUCACAAUUUGGUCAUUGCCAUUUCCACUACUUCUCCUCUUUUCACUGACCAAAAGAAGAUCAAUAGUAGUUAUUCUCCUCAUCCUAAAGCUGCAACUCCUCCUAACACUCCAUCUCUUCAUCUUCCUCUAGAAGCUCUCAAAUGCAAAAGCUCUAGCCCACCAUCUUACGGUGGCGGCGGUAGCUCGGGAGGAGGGUCGCCGCCUUCACAUUGUGGUGGUUCUGGAGGGUCGUCGUCUCAACGACCGCCUUCGCAUGGUGGGGGUGGUAGUCCUUCUGGAGGCCACCAUGGGGGAGGGUCGCCGCCGUCUCACGGGACGCCUUCGCAUGGGAGUGGAGGAAAUAAUCCCCCGUCGAACUGCGGCAACUCACCUGGUGGUGGCCAGAGCCAGCAGCACCAUCACCAUCAUGCUCCCUCGAAACCCAAAUCUCCUCCUUCUGGUGGAGGCAGUGACACCCCUGGAUCUCCUCCUUCGGGUGGCGGUGGGAGUGGCACCACUCCCGAAUCU
Molecule: messenger RNA, 654 nt
Organism: Cuscuta campestris
Lineage: Eukaryota; Viridiplantae; Streptophyta; Magnoliopsida; Solanales; Convolvulaceae
Source: the annotation of a GenBank genome assembly